Pseudocercospora fijiensis CIRAD86 is the source of this 933-nucleotide messenger RNA. RefSeq lists its product as uncharacterized. NCBI's taxonomy places the organism in Eukaryota, Fungi, Ascomycota, Dothideomycetes, Mycosphaerellales, Mycosphaerellaceae. Bases 277 to 465 code for a protein of 62 amino acids. The record is from RefSeq and is a predicted model, not a curated record. The transcript has a single exon.
CAUUCAUCACCUGGGCCUCGGACUCUUCACCUCAUCAAAGCUGAACGAGGCACAGUCAUUAGGGCGACCACUACAGCUUCCCGAACGGCAAAUAGAACGUAUCGGAUGGACCUUCCAUAGAGUCGCAUCAAUGACUGAUCUCGACCCGUAUCAUAUGGACGUCUUGAUCAAGCUGUAGGACGAUGCUCUUUUCCACACGAGAAGUUCGCACAAUGUAAAUUCGUGCGCGAAUGUAAAGACCUCUUACCGAAGGCAAUCGACACUGAUCCAAGUCUAAUGCUGUCCUUGCUGCAUUCGAAGCCGAAGAUAAGGCUGAGGAUCAAAAUCUACGACAGCUUUAUCGACCUCUACAUCUUCGGCGACCGUUUCGACAUCAUGAGUGAGCUCCAAGCCCAUUCCAUCUUCCUGAACUCACGCUACACCCAAACACUGGCUAGUCUCAGCCCCAGUUCGAGAGUAUUAUGAAAACAUACGAGACUCUAAGAGAAGCGAUGCCAAUGCUUGAGAGCCAACGCCACAGAUAAGCAGAAGCAGCGCUUGACUUGAAUCGUGUUUGAAGCAGAGUCGAUGCAACCAGCACACCGCUGGCGUCUGCAACUUCUGAGACAGUCGCCGAGAGCCUCAAGGAGAUGGACAUGACUUGGAAGUCAACGCACGCCGUUUUACGACAAGUGAGCCAAAACGUGCGACGCAGGAACCAGGUCCGUUGGCGCCAUCCGGAUCUUGCUACCGUUCUCGCGGACAGCGAUUCCCGGUUACCCAUCGUGGUUGAAGCGGUGCCAUUUUGCGUUCGUCGGAGAUCUUGAAACGAUCGAAUCUGUGGGUUCGCGAGGAAAGUCUAAGAGGGCUUUUUGACUCAAGAAUUGCAACAUCAGCGUAGCAUAUGCCAGAGCGAUAUCAUGGCAACUAACUAUGCGGCUCGCUCGCAAUUUG